Messenger RNA from Podospora bellae-mahoneyi, 2373 nucleotides. RefSeq lists its product as uncharacterized. Gene Ontology annotation, molecular function: DNA-binding transcription factor activity, RNA polymerase II-specific; transcription cis-regulatory region binding; zinc ion binding. The transcript is spliced from 3 exons. Gene Ontology annotation, cellular component: nucleus. Gene Ontology annotation, biological process: positive regulation of transcription by RNA polymerase II. The coding region runs from base 1 to 2373 and encodes 790 amino acids. The record is from RefSeq and is a predicted model, not a curated record. NCBI's taxonomy places the organism in Eukaryota, Fungi, Ascomycota, Sordariomycetes, Sordariales, Podosporaceae.
AUGAGUCGUUCCCUUCCUGUCGUGUCCAGCGACGGAAACCUGCCGUGGUCAGACAGCCAUAGCCAUAGCAUGGACUCCGAUGAGAUUCCUCAUGUUGGCUUGCCUUCCCCCUGGUUGGACUCCCUUCCGACAGCCUCCAACUCUUUGUCCACAUCGUCGUCGACUUUGAGCUUCGCCCGUACGGGCCAGCUCUCGCCCCAGCUGUCACCCAUCAGCACUGGCAUGGCCAUGUCCUGCGGAGGCUCCUCCUGCCUUGCCUCGCCGUCCCUCUCGCCCCCCACUGCUGCUAUGAAUUCGCACUCGCUUUCCUCGUCGGCCUCGACGGAAUCCUCAUGGACCAUGAAUUACUCGGGCUCGGGCUCGGGCUCGGACGAGGGCCAUGAGCACGAGCAGCUUCCGCGGGGCGCCAUGAGCCACCACCAUGACAUACACCAUGAACACAUGCCCUGGGAGCAGGACGAUCCGGAUGAGCUGUUGAUGGCCCCAAAACUGGAGCCCUUGGAUGAUGAUGGAUUCUGUAUGGAUGAUUUGGGGGAAGCCCCUGCCACUCCCAUUGGAGGAGUUGCCCAUGCGCUGGGGCUCAACCAACCAAAGCCAAAACGACCCAGAGGACGUCCUCGGAAGCACCCCCUUACCCCUAAUCUGACUGCCAACAAAGUCACCAAAGGCCGCACCAAGACUGGCUGCUUGACAUGCAGGAAGCGAAAGAAGAAGUGUGACGAAGCCAAGCCGCGAUGCAUGAACUGCGAAAAGAACGCCGUCGUGUGUGAAGGCUAUCCGGAGAAACAGAUCUGGAAAAGCGGCAAAGAAAGGGCCGAAGAGGAACGUCUCAAGUCACACAGCGUCAUGUCCAUUACGAUGCAGCCCAUCUUCCACGGGCUCGAGACGGUCGAAGACAUGAUCUUCUGGAAGCACUACAAUGAACACCUCAGCGCCGUGCUUACUGUCGAGGGUGAACACAAGAAUGCUUUCAAGGACAUGAUGGUGCCCAUCGCGGUCAAACACCAGGGCCUCAUGCAUUCCAUCUUGUCUUUGGCAAGCAAACAUAUUGACUUUGACACACCCUAUGGAGCCACCGUCUUGCGCAACUACCCUUCCACAAGCCUGGACCUCAUCCGGGAACGAUCGAUUUUCCAUCACGACGCCGCCAGGCAGAAGUUUUUCGAAGAUGUCGAGUUUAGCAAAGGAAAGCCCUGCACCGAUGACGAGGUUUUGGUGUCUGCUCGCUAUGGACAGAUGCUGUGCUUCCUCUUGGAAGCUCUGGCAGAGGGUAACCCCCGUGGCGAGCAUCGCGUCCACCUUUCGGCAUACCGCAGUCUUAUCGCCAGCUCGCCUCCUGGAGAUUCGGCCUUCUUGUCGUUCAUCGCCGAGUUUUUCCAGUACCACAUCUUCGCCGACGAAUUGAUCCACUCGUCCGACAAGUCAGGCUACCGUUCCAUGUCGGACGCCCAAGAGCUCCCGUCGGUCCCUCAUAUCCACCCUCCCCGACUUCUUGGUGUUGCCGAUGGACUGCUCGAACAUAUUGUCCCCAUCACCACCAUCAGAAACUCGAUCCGGCGUAACAUGGCCGCCCACGAGCCCGUGAUUGUCGACUACAUUAGUCUCUAUCGCGCAGCGGAGAUCGAUGCUGCGAUUCGAGAAUGGGCUCCCCAUCUGCCCCCUGGUGAUCAUCGCGGAAAUGUCAGCCUCCUUUACAAGCACAUGAUGCAGAUUUAUCUCAUCCGUACCAUUUGGCCCCCGGUCGCCACAUCACCCACGCCGACGGCCGCCUCCGUUUCCUCGUUUUCCCACAUCCGCAGCUCGCCAUCCGUCGGCCGACCGACCUCCUCGGUAGUCAAUACCCCGCCGCAGUCUGCCUCUACCAGCUGUGCCUCGUCCCCGAAACUUGGAGCCUCCCACCCGAUGAGCGAGCCAAACGUCUACAAACAAAACAGUACCGGAAUGGGUUCCUCCUCCAACGUAUCCCCGAUUCGCAAGAACAGCGGCGGAGGUAUUGCCGCAGCGCUGGCCGCCGAGAACCGACCCGACUCCCCCCCUCCCAUCCGUCAACCUGUUUCCCACGACGAUCGUAUCACCCGCGCCGUCGAAGAAUCCCUCGACAUACUCGACACCUUCAAGCCGAGCGAUCCCUCCCAGACCCUGUUGUUGCUGCCGUGUUUCGUCAUCGGCACCGUUUGCUUCAAGCCCCGCCAACAAGAGCGCAUCAGGGCCGCCAUCAAGUCUGUCAGGGGCUACACCGGACUAAGAAACGCCGAUCGGGUUGUGGAGGUGCUCGAGGAGGUGUGGCGACUGAUGGAGAUGGGUGAGUGGGUGCGUGUGUGGGACUGGGGUCGUGUUGCAAAGGAUAUGGGGUUGGAUUUUAUCCCUGCUUGA